Molecule: messenger RNA, 741 nt
Organism: Solanum dulcamara
Lineage: Eukaryota; Viridiplantae; Streptophyta; Magnoliopsida; Solanales; Solanaceae
Product: transcription factor MYB57-like
Exons: 5
Coding region: 1-741 (246 amino acids)
Biological process (GO): regulation of DNA-templated transcription
Cellular component (GO): nucleus
Molecular function (GO): DNA-binding transcription factor activity; sequence-specific DNA binding
Source: RefSeq, a predicted model, not a curated record
AUGCAAGAGGAGAAAUUACGAAAAGGGCCUUGGCUCGACGAGGAAGACGAGAGACUAGCGUAUGUUAUCGCCAUUCUAGGCGAACGUCGUUGGGAUGCCUUAGCAAAAGCUUCAGGGCUGAGAAGGAGUGGAAAGAGCUGUAGAUUGAGAUGGAUGAACUACCUUCGACCUAACUUAAAACAUGGUCAUAUCACUCAAGAUGAAGAACAUCUAAUUGUUAAACUUCAGAAACAAUUAGGAAACAAAUGGUCAAAGAUCGCUAAACAUUUGCCCGGAAGAACGGAUAAUGAAAUAAAGAAUUAUUGGAGAAGUCAUUUGAGAAAGAAAGCACUUGUUUAUGAACAAGAAUGCUUUGGAAGCAACAGUAAUUCAGAACAAAUAUCAGCAUUUGGGAAAGAUGAUGAUGAAUCCUCAAGAUUAUUGGAUUGGAUAAUACCUAAUUUCUCUGAGUGGGAGCCACCACGGCUAGUGGUGGACUUCCUUGGCCUUUUAUGGCAGGCCAACCCACCACGGCACCCACCACGGCUAGCGAUGAGGACCACGGCUUGUGGUGAGACCCUUGGUGGUUUUCUUGGCCAUGUUGCUCUUGCGUUGGCCAUGUUGCUCUUGCCUUGGCUCCUGGUGGUUGCCUUGCCCAUGUCAAAUCUUUCCUUGGCAUUUUUAUGGCUGGCCACACCACCACGGUGUCCACCACGGCCAGUGGUGAGGACCACGGCUUGUGGUGAGGCUUUCUUGCUGUGA